Messenger RNA from Penicillium diatomitis, 954 nucleotides. RefSeq lists its product as uncharacterized. NCBI's taxonomy places the organism in Eukaryota, Fungi, Ascomycota, Eurotiomycetes, Eurotiales, Aspergillaceae. The transcript is spliced from 4 exons. The record is from RefSeq and is a predicted model, not a curated record. Gene Ontology annotation, molecular function: dioxygenase activity. The coding region runs from base 1 to 954 and encodes 317 amino acids.
AUGGACCUGCUCGAUACACUCGACUUAUCACACUUUCACUCGAGGAAUGAGCUGCAACGGGCGGAGUUCUGCAGAAAGCUUCUUCAUUCAUUCCAGCAAAAGGGAUUCGUAAAGCUCAUUCAGCAUGGCCUGAGCGCGGAAACAGCGCCUCCACUGAUCGAAUGGGAUACGGAGCAGAACCAAGCCCUCUUUGCCCUGAGUCAGGAAAAGAAAGCAGGCUUUGCGCACCCGCCACGGCCAAACCCGCACAGAGGAUACAGUCAUGUGGGACAGGAAAACAUCUCUGGCGUCACCGGUUUCGAGUGCGGCGAGGAAAGUGGACAGAGAGUUGUUGACUUGAAGGAAUCUUUAGACCACAGCGCCCCCGAGAACAAGACGUACCCAAAUAUCUGGCCGGAUGAGCGCGACCUCCCUGGUUUCCAGGACGCGCUGGCCCUGGCACUCGGCCUGGACGAACACUUCUUCGACUCCCUAAACGAUGACCGCGCAAGCGAGUUACGACUGCUGCACUACCUCGAAGUCCCCAAGGCCCAAAUCGGCCAAUGCGACCAGAUCCGGAUCGCAGAACACACCGACUUUGGCUCCCUGACUCUCCUCAUGCAGGACGGCUCCAACGGUCUAGAGGUGCAGGACCCAGCAACGGGCUCCUUCUUCUCAGUGCAAUGCACCUUUCCAACGCUAAUUCUCAAUGUGGGCGACUCGAUGAUGCGCUGGAUGAACAAACGCAUCCACUCGGCGUGUCAUCGAGUUCCGAUCACUGCUGAGAGGAUGUCUCCCGAGACAGACUCCGUGCCUGCCCGACACUGCAUCGCGUACUUUGGGAAGCCGAACCCCGGUGCAUCGCUGAAGCCUCUCGACACGUUGGUCAGCGAGGAGUAUCCUGCUGUUCUUGAUGAUAUGAAAGCGCAUGACUAUGACCAGAGUACGCUGCGUCGGAUCUAUGCCGCUGCGUGA